AUGGUGAAAACGUUCGAGAUGCUUGGCAUCGAGGAUGACGGACUGAGAGUGACUAUGACAUCCUUCCAGCUAAAGGGAGAUACGGGUAAGUGGUGGAAGUAUGUACGUGAGCGCAUUAGGGUGACUUGGGAGGCCUUUGUCAAUGCCUUUCAGGACAAGUUAUUGCCUUCCACUGCUAGGGAGAAGCUGAGGGAUCGGUUUCUGAAGCUUAAGCAACUUAGCUUGUCUGUAGCUGAGUGUGAGGCAGUUGUCACUAGCCUCUCUAGAUUUGCACUAGAGCUUGUGGUGACGGAGGAACGCCGUUGUGUUGAAUUCGAGAAGCGAUUGCAGACUAGGCUUCUUUUCAAAGUAGUUUGGUCGAUGAUUAGGGACUACAGACGCCUUGGGGAGGCGGCGACUCAUCUUGAAACUGUGGUUCAGGGUGUGCUUAUUCUCAUUCUUGUUACAUUCUUGGGUGCUGAGAGUGAUGUGGUCCGAGUUGAGUUACCAAGGGUAGUUUGUGAAUACCCGGAUGUCAUUCUUGAGGAUCUCACUGGUUUACCAUCUCACCGUGAGGUUGAGUUCUCUAUUGAUUUAGUGCCUGGCACGACACUGAUUUUUACGGCACCAUAUAGAUUUGUACCCGCCGAAUUGAGUGAGUUUGAAGAUUCAACUUUAGGAAUUUUUAUGGAAGAUUACGACUUUGAAUUACACUAUCAUUCGGGGAAGGCAAAUGGUGUGGCCGAUACUUUGAGUAAGAAAUCCAUUAACAGUGUAAUGAGUAUUGUCAUUCGAGAAUGGGAGAUGUUAGGUGUUAUUGGUGAGUUCGACUUACAUUUUGGCGAGUCUGUUGAGUCGGCUACCUUGUUUAUCGUAGUUGCCCAACCUACACUGGCGAGCCAAGUUAUAAAAGCACAGAAAGAUGAUCUUGAGAAAAUGGUGAGAACAAGAGGUGAUGAGCUAGAGGAGGCAACCUCCUCAAGAUUGGACAGAAUGGAACAAAUGAUGCAGGACAUAGCUGAAGCUAUAAGACAACAGCAACAGUGGCAACAACAGUAG
Molecule: messenger RNA, 1038 nt
Organism: Camellia sinensis
Lineage: Eukaryota; Viridiplantae; Streptophyta; Magnoliopsida; Ericales; Theaceae
Source: RefSeq, a predicted model, not a curated record